Coccidioides posadasii C735 delta SOWgp is the source of this 2430-nucleotide messenger RNA. It is a transcript of the gene DBP6, whose product is annotated as ATP-dependent RNA helicase dbp6. Gene Ontology annotation, molecular function: nucleic acid binding; RNA helicase activity; ATP binding. NCBI's taxonomy places the organism in Eukaryota, Fungi, Ascomycota, Eurotiomycetes, Onygenales, Onygenaceae. Gene Ontology annotation, cellular component: nucleus. The record is from RefSeq and is a predicted model, not a curated record.
AUGGCAUUCUACGCUCGCUAUAUACCCCCAACCUCGCUGUCUUCCAUCAAAUCAGAAGAUUUGCUCAAAUCCUCGAAGCACAAGGAGGAUUCCCGCCAUGCUAAUGCGGCGCCGCCGGCAAUUCGAUCGCCGCAGAAGAAAUCAAGGGUUCCCAACAAUUCCUCUCGCCCGGAACCUUCGAUCAACCCGGAAAGCCAUUCAAAUACGAGCUCUGUCGAGAAAAAGAAGAAGAGUCGUGAUGCCAAUGGGACGGGGGGCGUACGGCGUGCGAGGUCGCCGAUGGAGACCAGUCCCACCUCAGAGGCUUCGAGGGCCGAUUCGCCAGGCCAAAGCGAACACAGAGCACAGGGGUCUCAUGAGGCGGAUGAAGAACCUUCGCCUGCUCUAAGCUCUCCUGAAACCUCUCCCAGCCACACACAGACGAAAUCGAAACAGCCGAAAAGGAAACGGAUGGCCGACGACGAUCUCACGGUGGUGGAAGCCGCACCGCCAGCGAAGCACGCAAAAAUCCUCUCCAAGUAUGAAAGAUACACAGUUCAAGCACCCAAGGCUUCCGCUGCUGAGGAACCGGGGCCUGAUCUGGAACCAGUCGAUCAACUGGCGGAAGAGAUUUCUACACAUGGUCUUACACCUUUGCCGCAGCCGGCGCAGGCGCCGGAACACUCCCAGCAGCCUUCCUACGCAACCCUCCCGGAAUGGCUGGCGCACCCAGUUGUGGUCUCUCCUGAUACUCAUCUACCCUUUACAGAGCUUGGACUCCACCCGAAACAAAUCUCUACCCUCCAAAGCCAAGGGUAUUCUAAGGCGAUGCCCGUCCAGUCAGCUGUCCUUCCACUGGCUUUGAAGAGCGAGCAUAGGGGAGAUAUCUGUAUUUCUGCCGCCACAGGAUCUGGGAAGACCCUUUCCUACGUCCUUCCUCUUAUUUCGACGAUUGAACCAUCACCCGUCAGUCAAUUACGAGGUUUAAUCAUCGUGCCAACGCGUGAACUUGUGAAGCAAGCCCGAAACACCUGUGAACUUUGCGCUGCAGGCACAGGCUUGCGGAUCGGAACUGCUGUGGGGUCUACGGCUUUAAAGGAUGAACAGUCAGCGCUGAUGGGCCAAGAGCAGGUUUAUAAUUUUCAAGCUUGGAAGGGGAAAUUUAGUUCUGUCAUGACUGUCAGCGACUGGACGAAUUUUGAUCUUCAAGAAUAUGUAGCUGAAGUCAAGGAGUGCCGUGGCGCUCUGCCUAAUCACUUUGCAAAGACUUCGCCAAAUAUCGAUAUCCUGGUGUCGACCCCUGGGCGCCUUGUAGAUCACAUCCGAUCCACCAAGGGAUUUACCUUGAAGCAUCUAAAAUGGCUAGUCAUAGAUGAGGCUGAUAAGCUACUAAAUGAGAGCUUUCAGGAAUGGUCUCAGACUGUGCUUCAGGCGGUAGAAUCAAAAGGCAACGAUGAUGCCCAUCCGGUCCCUAAAGAUUUAUGCAGCUUACCUAAAGAGCAGACCGUUCGGAAGAUAAUAUUAAGCGCCACGAUGACAAGAGACAUCACGAAGCUGAACUCACUGCGGUUGAUAAAUCCCAAACUUGUGGAGGUCCGCGCCCUCGACAACAGCAAAGGAAUGUUGCCGUCAUUGCUAACAGGGCCUCCUAACACCUGGGUUGAAGGCUAUCAACUCCCUCCAACGUUAAAUGAGAUGUUUGUGCCGGUGGGAGACGGAUCUGACAAGCCGCUCUACUUGCUUGAGCUGAUGGCUUCUCAUUUAAACAUUGAGGCCCAGGGACCCAUACCUGAUCUACCUAGGCUUGACAGGCCGUCUGCUACUUCGCCUUCAGGCUCCGAAGAGUCAUCAGACGAUGAUUCUUAUCCUGCGCCCUCCACAGUUUCAAAUUCUGGCUCUCCCGACAGCCUGCCGGACAUUCCCGCUUCAUCGCGUUCCGCGUUGAUAUUCACAAAAUCAUCAGAGUCUGCGUUGCGAUUGGCUCGUCUUCUUGCGCUCCUAAGUCCCUCUUUCGCUGAUUGUAUUGGGGUUCUAGUUAAAUCCAACAAGUCAAGCACAGCCCGAAAGACCAUGGCCGCAUACCGGCAAGGCAAAAUCCGGGUCGUCGUCGCUACCGAUCGUGCUUCCCGAGGGCUUGAUCUCCCCGCGUUAGAUCAUGUUAUCAGCUAUGAUGUACCUACGAGUGUAACCAGCUAUAUCCACCGCGUGGGUCGGACAGCUCGCGCUGGACGGAGAGGAGUGGCAUGGACGCUCGUCGCUCAUAACGAAGGGCGAUGGUUUUCAAAUGAAAUCGUCAAGGGUGCGUUGGACAGAGGUUGUCGGUCUGUCAAAAGGAUGACCAUCAAACCUUCCACUGAUAGUGACUUACGAGAACGAUACGCGUCUGCCCUCAAGCAGCUUGAGAAGGAAGUUGUUAAAAGGCAUAAAAAACACUUGGCCGUCGAUGUGUGA